Molecule: messenger RNA, 2278 nt
Organism: Labrus bergylta (ballan wrasse)
Lineage: Eukaryota; Metazoa; Chordata; Actinopteri; Labriformes; Labridae
Gene: slc35b3
Product: solute carrier family 35 member B3
Biological process (GO): transmembrane transport
Cellular component (GO): Golgi membrane; endoplasmic reticulum membrane
Molecular function (GO): 3'-phosphoadenosine 5'-phosphosulfate transmembrane transporter activity
Source: RefSeq, a predicted model, not a curated record
UCAGAGGUCGGAGUGGACCGGAAGUUGUUGGCUGCAGCACCAGUGCAGCUGCAGCUAGUGCAGGCAGCUCCUCGUAGGCUAACACGUUUCUCAUCGUGUUUCUGCUGUUCGCCAUUGAAAGGAGGAUCGUGAAAAUGUCCGAAAUGAUCGCGAGAGGAAGCGGGCGCGUCCAAGGAAAUGAUUUUCAACGGUAUCGCCUCUGAAGAAGAGGACAAGCUAACGCAAAGAAACCCGGAAGUGUUGGAGAAGCUGGCAGCAGCCGCAGACACGAUGAGUGCGAAAUAUGGCCUGGUGGGCUACAACAGUUCACGGAAGCAUAUAUCGAUUUCCAUCCCGUCAUCCACAGAGGUGAUGUCACCACACAUCAAGUCCGUGGAGGAGCUAAGAGUCAUAGGAAUCAACUUGAGCAGCUUCAGUCCCCCCACACAGUUCUUCAUCUGUGUUGCUGGAGUCUUCGUCUUUUACCUCGUCUAUGGAUACCUGCAGGAGUUGAUCUUUUCUGUGGAAGGCUUCAAGCCGUUUGGUUGGUACCUCACUCUGGUCCAGUUUGGCUUCUACUCUACGUUUGGACUGGUGGAGCUUCAGCUCACGCAGGACAAACGCAGAAGGAUACCAGGGAAGACCUAUAUGAUCAUAGCGUUUUUAACUGUGGGCACUAUGGGACUGUCCAACACGUCGCUGGGCUACUUGAACUAUCCGACACAGGUCAUCUUCAAGUGCUGUAAGCUCAUCCCGGUCAUGAUUGGAGGAGUGUUUAUACAAGGUAAACGCUAUAACCUGGCUGAUGUGUCCGCUGCUCUCUGCAUGAGUCUGGGACUCAUCUGGUUUACUCUAGCUGACAGCAAAGUGGCCCCCACCUUCAACGUCACAGGUGUUCUCCUCAUCUCCCUGGCGCUGUGUGCUGACGCGGCCAUUGGAAACGUGCAGGAGAAAGCCAUGAAACUCCAUAACGGCUCCAACUCUGAAAUGGUGCUUUACUCGUACUCGAUCGGGUUCGUCUACAUACUCACAGGCCUGCUCUGUGUGGGCGGCCUCGGUCCUGCAGUGGCCUUCUGCUCAGAGCAUCCUGUGAAGACAUACGGUUAUGCAUUCUUCUUCUCUCUUACGGGUUACUUUGGCAUCUCCUUCGUGCUGGCCUUGAUCAAGUUGUUUGGUGCCCUGGUUGCAGUUACAGUAACCACUGGGAGGAAGGCCAUGACUAUCGUACUUUCCUUCAUGUUCUUUGCGAAACCUUUCACUUUUCAGUACAUCUGGGGCGGCCUUCUGGUGCUCUUCGGCAUCUUCUUGAAUGUUUACAGUAAAAACAAAGACAAAAUGAAGCUUCCCUCCAUCAAGGAGCUCAAGAGCUUGCUGCUGACGGGAAAGAAAGUGCGAUUUCUUUCACAGGACGUAUAGAAGGCACCCGCCGGCGUAGCUGAAGACCUGAGCUGGCAGAUUGUACAUCUGUUCAGAUGUAGAGUCGGCCCAGCUGUCCCAGGGGAUAUGCUGAAGCACAUGCCCCUCCUACAAACCUCUUCAACACCACCACUGAGUGAAGGAUGGCUGAACGGGGGUUGAAACGCCAAUCAGAUUCAGAUUCAGCAACAGCACGGACAAAGAGUGGUGACGGAGUUUCAUCUAGUUUUCAGUACACAAGUGGUGUACUACUCAACGGAAAGAACUCAAAACCAUCUGCAACUAACUGAAGGAACAGUAACUAUGUGGAUCAAUGCCACUUCUUUAAAAGACCAGCUACAGAGCUCUAAGAAACAUUCCCAAUAUUGAGGAUGACACUGAGGACCUUUAAGACUUUAAAGGGAAGCCAGCGCCUUAGCUAACCAAAUCGCACAGUUUUGCACUGGAGAUGACCUGACACUUAAGCCCUUGAGUGGUUUGGAAAAAAAAGAAACUGACAUUUUGGAAGAGAAGAGCACAGAGCGACAUGUUAACUAUCAUUUCUGAAAUGAAUGUUGCCCGCCACCCCUCCCCACCCUAAGAGACAAUAAAAGGCAAAUCUGGCCCCGCAUGUGCCAGUAAGACAGAACAAAACACUUCGUUUCAUAUAAUCAUUGUCCUGAUCAAACUUUAUUGGUCCAUUUAUAUCGGACUGUGCCCUGAUUCAUAAAAAAAAUAAAUAAUGUGGAAUCUGUGUGAUUGUUUGGUGGAACUUUGGGGAAUUAUGAAGACGUUUGUUUCAGUAUACAACGAUGUAUUUAAAGGUCAACUGCCACCGUUUGCUAACCAUGUGUUUGUGUGGAAGGGUACCACUGUUUUUACAUUAAAACAAACUGAGACAAUU